AUCUGCACAUUAUAAUACAUGCCUUUGUGUGCAUAAACCGGUACACGUAUUACCGUUUUCUAACAGACAGCAAUUUUUAACAAAAGUUUUCGGUUGUUCAAUGGCUUUUUAAACAACUAAUUAAUGCUGAGAUGUGUCUAUACGGAUCGAAAUCACUCUGCGGUACAACAGAAACUAAAGCGACUCUGAUAGAAAUAAAAUGGAAAUUUCCGGUUCGUUUUGAUCAUUCUAUGAGUUUUGAGUGUAUAUGGGACAGAUGUUGAUUUUAAAGAAUAUGUUAUGAUAUUUGAGAUAGGCUACUACAAAUGUUUUACAGUAGCCUCUUGCUCCUGCAAAAAUGUUUAAUUACGAUUACUGUCCGCAUUAUAGUUUAUUAUCGGUGAGAUAAAAGUUUUGGCAAAGUUUCAGAUACAGUGAGUAAAGUGAGUAAAGUGGGAAGUGUUGGGUGCGGGCGCUCGGCGCGCGGAAGGGUGGGGCAUUUUGUCAACGAGGGGGGCAGCUGAAAGCUGCGGGCAGACAGUCCCAGCGAAGGGGCGCUUUUCAAAUUUGGGAAACGGAGUAACAUAUGGACUUUACAUAUUUUUAAAAUAUUGAACGGCGUUUGUCCGUAAGAGGACAGUUGGAUGAAGUGCGGGGGCUACGUCAGGUAGGCUCUGUGUAUCUUUAUUUGUAACUAGUAUUAACUUAAUACCUGUGUAAGCAUAGAAAAAUAUCGCUGUACGAUCAACUGAUAUCUAACUACAUCUAAAGCACAAAAAUUAUAUCGAAUACGUAGAAGAUGCACAAGUAAUUCUUUCAAGUGUUUGUUUAGCGCAGCAGCAAAAUUUGUCCAAAGUUUUCCAGACUGUUCUGUGAGUAAUUCUCUGAUUUUCACUAUUUGCUGUGUUUAUUUUCCCUCUUGUAACUUUCAGAUUGUUAUUUAAUCCGUCCUUCAUCUUGUACAAUGAAUAUGGUGUGGGGUUGCUUUUAAAAAUCACCCAGGUGGUGGAAAUCAGACGGUCACCUAGAUGUAGAAUGAGGAGCUUGAUCUCCCGAAAAGGAGAGCUGGAAUAUUCACUGUGGUGCUUGUAGGCAUCUGAAAUUCCAAGGUGAAGAAGAUUUUGGGUUGAACUACAACCACCAUUCCGCUGGGUAUGCACACAGCACAAGCACAACAGAUUACAGUAUGCGGAAGGACACUGAAGGCAACAUGGCUACAAACAGUCUGGUAAAAGCAUAUGGAUCCUUCAAAUCAUCAGAAUGACCAGGGGAACACUGCCAUUCCUGGAGGCGAAUCUCUUGUGUGUUUCUCCUGCUUCCUGAGUGGAGAUGGUUUACAGGGCUUUGCUUUGGGUGAUGUGUAUUCACACUUUUGUGGCCUCUGGUCCACCGAGAUGUCCCUCCACGUCCCCCCAGGUCGUGGACUUCUCCAUCAGGUAUGUCCUGCCCCAUUUCCAGGCAGAGGGCUCCAUACAGAACAUCGUGAUUAAUUCCCAGUUCCAUGAGAUUUAUGUUGCCUCUCGGAAUGUGAUCGAGGCCGUAAAUGUGAGCCUGGGUAAAUUAUGGGAGCUUCCAACUGGUCCCGUGGGAAGCCCACAGUGCAGAGUUUGCUCCCUGUGCGACAUGGAGCGAGAUCCGAGUCAGCUGGAGGAUACGGACAAUCAGGUCUUGCUGUUGGACAUGUUUUACAUGAUUUUGUAUACGUGUGGGAGCUCUCAGUACGGCGUCUGCUAUUUACAUGAACUUAUCAAGAACAAGCGCCCUGCUAUUUCCAAGUGUAUGUUUAAGAAAGAGUCCAACUCCCCCUCCCACUGUCCAGACUGUGUUGCCAGUCCCCUCGGCACAAAAGUCACCAUGGUGGAGGAGGGACAGACGGUGUAUUUCUUUGUGGCUGCGACCGUCGACCGCAAUGUGACACAGAGUUAUGGCAAACAGUCCAUAUCUGUACGCCGGCCACUAGCGACAGAGGAUGGCUUCUACAGUGACAUGCAGGGGCUGACGGUUCUGCCAGAUCUUCGCUCCACCUAUCCCAUUCGAUACGUCUACAGCUUCUUCACGCAGGAGUUUGUGUACUUCCUAUCCGUGCAGCGUGAGAGUCCCUUCCAGGAGGGCUCGCCGCUGCAGACCCGGCUGGCGCGGCUGCCUCGUACCGAGUGGGAGGUGAAGCGUUACCGCGAGCUCGUGCUGGAAUGCCGCUUCGAGCCCAAGCGGCGGCGCAAACGAGGCAGCGACGAGGUCUUCCGGGACGUGGUGUACAACGUGUUGCUGGCGGCCCACUUCGGAAAGGCCGGCAAAGAGCUGGCUGACGAACUCGGCACCGAGGAGGAGGACGACAUCUUGUAUGGGGUGUUUGCCGUGACCAGUGAGUCCGGGGAGUCUGAGCAUGACUCCGCCCUCUGCGCCUUCCCUAUGGAUAACGUCAACAUCGCCAUCGACAAGGGAGUGGACGCAUGCUGCACGUCCGGCCCCGAGCAGCUGUCCAGGGGCCUCUGCUACUUCCAGUCCUGUGAGAACUGCCCACACGAGAGUAUGGAGAACAGCGCCUUCUGCAGGGACCAGCCCACCAUGGUGUCCAAGCCCUACUACAGGGUGGACCUCUUCAACAGACAGAUGCGGAGUGUCCUGCUCACCUCCCUGCUGGUGACCACUAUAGAGGACCAAACGGUGGCUCACAUCGGGACGUCGGAGGGGCGACUCCUGCAGGUCAUCUUGAGACGAUCCAGUCCUGUCAUCUUCGCUAAUUACUCCCUAGUGGAAAACCAAAGUGUUUCCCCGAUUGCUGCUGUCUAUUCUUCUGAAGAUCUGCUCUUUGUGGUUGGAAACAAGAUGAUCCGAGUACCCCAGAGAGGACCAGGCUGUCGCCAUUUCUUGACCUGCAGCAUGUGCCUGAAAGCUCCGGGCUUUAUGGGGUGUGGCUGGUGUUCGGGACAGUGCUCCUGGGAGGCUGAGUGCACCGCCACCUGGAGGAAGGAGUCCUGUCCUCCUGUCAUCAGCGAGUUCUUCCCAAAGUCAGCACCCCCUGAUGGCAAUACAGAGCUCACUCUGUGUGGCUGGGAGUUCCAGUCUCCUCUGCGACCCCCCAUUAAUCGAAGGACUCACAUGGUUAAAGUGGGACAGAAUAACUGUGCUGUCCAGCCAGAGAAAAGCAACAGCAGACGAUUGGUGUGUAGGAUUCAGUCUGGAGUUACUGAGCUGUUCCAGCCCGUUGCCAUCACGGUUCAAGUAUACGAAGGGAAGGUAGAAGGACUUUAUUCCAUCAACGGAGAAGCAGUGAUGGAAGGAUUCAGCUUUGUGGUGCCUGAGAUCACAAACAUCCUGCCAGACUAUGGUCCUCGCGAUGGGGGUACCCCUGUCACGGUGACUGGGAAUCACCUGUAUACUGGAAGGACCAGAAGAGUCAGUCUGGGUGAUGAAGACUGCCCAUUAAUAAAGUCUCAAGGAGAAGCCAAGGGAUCCGUGUCUACAAUAGUCUGCCUCUCCAAGAGGGUGACACGGGUACAGGACACGAUCCUGAGGGUAUAUAUUGAUGAAUCGCCAGUACGCACAACCCGAGGUUUCCACUACAAAGAGACACCAGAGAUCACAGAGGUACUUCCACUCUGCAGCUUUGACAGAGGUUCUCAAAUUACCAUCAAGGGUCAGAAUCUCGAUUCUGUCUACAAGACUGUUAUCUGGUUUAGACCCAGAGAGACCCACUUAAAGCCUGUCUUUAAGGAGUGCAUUAGCGGGGCAAACAAGACACUGAUUGUCUGCCGGGCUCCUCCCUUCCACCGAGAUGAGUCAGAAGAGGGAGUGAUCUCCUUCGACAUGGAUGGUGCCUUGGGACUUUGGAACAAGGAGUUCUCGUACCACCCUUAUGCAGAGCCCAUCCCGUUUGAGAAUGAAGGCAACAUCCUGAGACUGGCCUCUGGCGAGGAUGAGGUCUCACUGCAUCACAAGCGGUUGAACCUGGUAAGCUCCUGCAUGAAGAUCACCAUGUCUGUGGGAGGAGUCGAUUGCAAUGCCCAAGUGCUGGAUAAUGAAAUCACCUGCAGGAUCCCUAAAAACCUGACGUUCCCCAGCGAAGGGUUACCAGUACGGAUUUCUGUGAAUGGACAGGUCCUGGACAUGGGCCGUGUGGUGAAGGUCAGUAACCACUCCAUGGUGGGUGUCGUGCUGGGUAUCCUCUGCGCGCUCGUCAUUGGAGCUGUGCUGGCAUUUCUCAUCAUGAAGCACCUGAGGAGGAAGAAGAAAAAAGUCUCCACGCUGGAGAGCCACCUGUCCCAUUACUCAAGUGGCCAGAACCAAAUGGGCAGCAAUGUGGACAUGUCUACUGCGGGUGACUACAGACAAGAGUGGUCCAUCCCCGGCAGUCUGAGCUCAGGGUCAGCACUGGCGUUCCCUGCUUUGCCCUAUGCUGCCAAUAUCGAGAGCCCACUGGCACCUCUCCUGCCCCCGGAGAAGAUCUCCCUCUCCAGCUUCAGACCGAAGCUGCUGGAGGAGGUGAAGGACGUUCUCAUCCCUGCCGAGAUGCUCAAUGUCCAUCUUCAUCGGAUCAUCGGAAAAGGUCACUUUGGAACAGUAUACCACGGCUAUCUCACUGACCAGAGCAAUAGAGAGAUCCACUGUGCAGUGAAGUCGUUAAACAGGAUCACUGACGUGGAAGAGGUAGAGCAGUUCCUGCGAGAAGGCAUCCUAAUGAAGGAGUUCCACCACAGCAACGUGCUGUCGCUCCUGGGCAUCCUGCUCCCUCCGGGUGGCUUACCUCUGGUGGUGCUGCCUUACAUGAAGCACGGCGACCUGCGUCACUUCAUCCGCUGCGAAAACAGGAAUCCCACAGUGAAAGAUCUAAUUGGCUUCGGGGUCCAGGUUGCCAAGGGGAUGGAGUACUUGGCUCAGAAGAAAUUUGUGCACAGGGACCUGGCAGCUCGCAAUUGCAUGUUGGAUGAGUCGUACACUGUGAAGGUGGCCGACUUUGGCAUGGCACGGGAUGUCUUUGAUAAGGAGUAUUACAGUAUCCAGGACCACCGGAAAGCAAAGCUGCCUGUCAAGUGGAUGGCCAUCGAAAGCCUGCAGACACAGAAGUUCACCACCAAGUCAGACGUGUGGUCCUUUGGAGUCUUAAUGUGGGAGAUGCUGACCAGAGGAGCAAGUCCUUAUCCAGAGGUAGAUCCCUAUGACAUCACACAUUACCUGCUGAAGGGGAGGAGACUACCCCAGCCACAAUACUGUCCCGAUCCCUUGUUUACCAUCAUGCUGCAGUGCUGGGACCCUGAUCCAGACCUCAGACCCACCUUUGCCUGCCUUGUCUCAGAGAUACUGGACAUCCUUUCUAACCUGGAGGGUGAGCACUACAUCAGCCUUAACGUGACCUAUGUUAAUCUGGACCAACCACGCCCCUACCCGGCACUCACCGAGUCCGCUGAUGAGUCUGAUCCUUCUGACCCGGAGCACGCAGAUGCAAACUGCCUUUAAUGGCACGGGAUAGGAGGUGGGGGGGGUCAGAUGGCAGUUUUCAGCGGAUAUGAGUUGCUGUUGCCCGGUGUGGUGGGACAGUCAUGAAGACGACUGAAAGCUCCGCGUCACACACUGUCUCCGGGGAGAUUUCUCUGUCUAACGAGAGGACAAUCUGCAGUCUUUAUAACCAGCCUUCAGCACGGAAGGAAAUGCACUGCAUAUGUCUGAGGCCUUGUGACAGUUUUGUCGAGGCGGCUGUCUGCAAGCCUCUCAGCUACAUUGUUUGGAGAAGCUCCAUUAAGACGCACACGGCCUGGGUGUUUUCCUCUUUGUGAGAAAGACAAACCGGAAGGCAAGCAACACAUUUCUUAGUACAGUCAGAAUAAUGUCUUAUCUGGAUAUCUAUAUAUACACAGUAGACAGAGGCAGCCAUGCAUAACUAUAAUCAUAUAUGUUACCUUAAUGAUAAAUGUACAGUAGACAGCCAUAGAGAUGUAAGUACAAUCAGAUGAAUACCUCACUUUAAAAUAUAUAUAUAUAUAUACUUGCCUAUUCAGAUUGUAUAUUUUGGAUCGUAAAUUUGAGAAUAAUUGAGUUUUAUAUUUUAAAAAUACAAAGUUAUAUUUGU
Paramormyrops kingsleyae is the source of this 6043-nucleotide messenger RNA. RefSeq names its product macrophage stimulating 1 receptor b (gene mst1rb). Gene Ontology annotation, molecular function: ATP binding; transmembrane receptor protein tyrosine kinase activity; protein binding. Gene Ontology annotation, cellular component: signaling receptor complex; plasma membrane. The record is from RefSeq and is a predicted model, not a curated record. Lineage: Eukaryota; Metazoa; Chordata; Actinopteri; Osteoglossiformes; Mormyridae. Gene Ontology annotation, biological process: multicellular organism development; nervous system development; protein phosphorylation.